This is a messenger RNA of Cyprinus carpio (common carp), 728 nucleotides long. RefSeq names its product heat shock factor-binding protein 1-like. The transcript has 4 exons. Gene Ontology annotation, molecular function: transcription corepressor activity. Gene Ontology annotation, biological process: cellular heat acclimation. NCBI's taxonomy places the organism in Eukaryota, Metazoa, Chordata, Actinopteri, Cypriniformes, Cyprinidae. The record is from RefSeq and is a predicted model, not a curated record. Gene Ontology annotation, cellular component: nucleus; cytosol. Bases 201 to 434 code for a protein of 77 amino acids.
ACAGCUAAAACAGCAUAAGUCGCUCUAUUGACUUUAGUUCACUGACCAAACCCCUUCACAACGAAAUCAGCAACUGCUUCCACGGCAGUUUCUACACUGAAUACAUCACACAGUACUGUACAGCCGUGACAAGACUCUUGAUCACACAAGCAUAACGAUCACUCGAAGACACGUAGGAAUUGUUAAAGAAGAUACAGGCUAUGUCUGAGAAGGACCCUAAAACAUCUCAGGACCUGACUGUUGUGGUACAGACCUUGCUGCAGCAGAUGCAGGACAAGUUCCAGACCAUGUCAGACCAGAUUAUUGGGCGAAUUGAUGAGAUGAGUACACGAAUCGAUGACUUGGAGAAGAACAUCUCUGAUCUCAUGACUCAGGCGGGUUUGGAGGAGUUAGAGGAGGACAUAAAAGUCACAGAGACCUCUGGAACAGCUUGAAGGCAAUGACCAACACCAUCCUAGUAGGUACUGCCAAGGAACCCAGUGAAGACCUUCUGCUGCAGUAUCAGCAUUUUUAAAUGAAAUGUGAAUUAAUACUUUUUUUAAGUAAUUCAUUAAAAAUGGUGCUUGCCUACAUGUAUUACAUAAUAUAUUACAUACUGUAAGGUUUAAAACUAUAUUACUGGACAGAAGAAAAACAUAUUAAAACUUGUUUUUGUAUUUAUUCAUUGUAAUCACUGGAAAAUCAUGUGAUUCCUGUUUUGCUGAUUAUUAAAAAUUCCAUGAAAUGGC